CAAACUUGCAUGAUGAAAACUAACACCACGUAGCUACUGGCCAGGACCAAAGACUUGAUAACUAAGAAUGUGGAAAUCUGUGCGCAUGUCACAGGAUGGUGCUUGCCCAGGAGACUUCGUGCUUCAGAAUGUAAACCGUCCUCGGGUGAAGCUGGGGCGAGAAUUCCCCAGAGUCGCUUUCCGAGGUCACAUCCGCUCCCUCCCCAAACUGAUGGACGUAACGCGCCCUUCCCAUGCAAGUCAUGGCAACCAUAAAGAAAACAGUCCUUUCCUGAACAGUUCAGAAGCUGGCAAGGGAGGUGAUUACUAUGACAGAAAUCUGGCCUUAUUUGAGGAAGAGCUUGAUAUACGACCAAAAGUGUCAUCUCUGCUCGGCAAGUUGGUCAACUACACGAAUCUUACUCAAGGUGUCAAGGAGCAUGAAGAAGCAGAAAGUACUGAUGGAUCAAAGAAGAAAGUAUCAAAAUCACCCAGCAUGGGCACCCUGAUGGGGGUGUAUUUGCCAUGCAUGCAGAAUAUCUUCGGGGUUAUUCUCUUCCUUCGGCUGACUUGGAUGGUGGGAAUGGCUGGAGUUCUUCAGUCCUUCCUGAUUGUAUUGCUUUGCUGCUGUUGUACUAUGUUGACAACCAUAUCAAUGAGUGCAAUUGCCACGAACGGUGUUGUUCCAGCUGGUGGCUCCUAUUUCAUGAUAUCUAGGUCCUUGGGUCCGGAGUUUGGUGGAGCUGUAGGGCUGUGUUUUUAUUUGGGAACGACAUUUGCAGGAGCCAUGUAUAUCCUUGGUGCCAUUGAGAUUUUAUUGACAUAUAUUGUGCCACAGGCAGCAAUUUUUCAUCCCUCCGGUGCCCACGAUGCAUCCAGUGCCAUGCUGAACAACAUGAGGGUGUAUGGCACCGUGUUCCUCAUCCUCAUGGCAGUGGUGGUGUUCGUAGGUGUGAAAUAUGUGAACAAAUUUGCUUCCCUCUUCUUGGCCUGUGUAGUGAUAUCCAUCCUGUCCAUUUAUGCUGGAGCUAUCAAGUCCAUCUUCGAUCCGCCUGCAUUUCCGAUUUGCAUGUUGGGCAACAGGACUCUGUCAAGGGAUCACUUUGAUGUUUGUGCCAAAACUGUAGUUAAGGAUAACAUCACUGUGGCCUCUAAGCUUUGGGAGCUCUUCUGCCACAGCACAAACUUAACCACCGAGCACUGUGAUGAGUAUUUCCUGAUGAACAAUGUCUCGGAGAUAGCAGGAAUUCCAGGAGCUGCUAGUGGCAUUUUAAUAGACAACUUAUGGAGCAAUUACAUGGAGAAAGGAGAGAUACUGGAGAGAGCACAUCAGCCCUCUGUGGAUGUAGCAGGCCAGAAGAACAACCUGCACCUGUACGUGCUUUCAGAUAUCACCACGUCGUUCAUGGUGCUGGUUGGCAUCUUCUUCCCUUCAGUGACUGGUAUCAUGGCUGGUUCAAACAGAUCAGGGGACCUCAAAGAUGCACAGAAAUCCAUCCCCGUUGGAACAAUUCUUGCCAUCGUCACCACAUCACUAGUCUACUUCAGUUGUGUGUUAUUAUUUGGAGCCUGCAUAGAAGGUGUUGUCCUGAGAGAUAAGUUCGGCGACGCGGUGAGCAAGAACUUGGUGGUGGGCACCCUGUCGUGGCCCUCGCCGUGGGUCAUCGUCAUCGGCUCCUUCUUCUCCACCUGCGGGGCAGGACUGCAGAGCCUCACCGGGGCCCCCCGCCUGCUGCAGGCCAUAGCCAAGGACAACAUCAUCCCUUUCCUCUGGAUCUUUGGUCAUGGAAAAGCGAACGGUGAACCGACGUGGGCUCUUCUGUUAACAGCAUUAAUUGCUGAGUUAGGAAUCCUUAUUGCUUCGCUUGACAUGGUGGCUCCAAUCCUCUCGAUGUUUUUCUUGAUGUGUUACCUCUUUGUUAAUCUUGCAUGUGCAGUCCAGACACUUCUGCGAACCCCGAACUGGCGGCCGCGCUUUAAGUACUACCACUGGGCCCUCUCAUUUUUAGGCAUGAGUAUUUGCCUGGCACUGAUGUUCAUUUCAUCUUGGUAUUAUGCUUUGGUAGCUAUGCUUAUUGCAGGCAUGAUUUACAAGUACAUUGAAUACCAAGGAGCAGAGAAGGAGUGGGGUGAUGGCAUCCGGGGCCUGUCGCUCAGCGCAGCGAGAUACGCCUUGCUCCGGCUGGAGGAGGGCCCUCCACACACCAAGAACUGGAGGCCUCAGUUGCUGGUGCUUCUGAAACUUGAUGAAGAUUUGCAUGUGAAAUACCCUAGACUGUUAACAUUUGCAUCCCAGCUGAAAGCUGGUAAAGGUUUGACUAUCAUAGGAUCUGUCAUCCAAGGGAAUUUCUUGGAAACUUAUGGAGAAGCCCAAGCUGCUGAGCAGACUAUUAAGAACAUGAUGGAAAUUGAGAAGGUUAAAGGAUUUUGUCAAGUAGUUGUAGCCAAUAAAGUUAGAGAAGGAAUUGCUCACUUGAUCCAGUCCUGUGGACUCGGUGGCAUGAAGCACAACACUGUGGUUUUGGGGUGGCCCUAUGGCUGGAGACAGAGUGAAGAUCCAAGGUCUUGGAAGACAUUUAUAGGUACUGUUCGCUGCACAACUGCAGCUCAUCUGGCUCUGCUGGUUCCCAAAAAUGUGUCUUUCUACCCCAGCAACCAUGAGCGUUACAACGAAGGCAACAUCGAUGUGUGGUGGAUUGUGCAUGAUGGAGGCAUGUUGAUGUUGCUUCCUUUUCUUCUCAAACAGCACAAAGUUUGGAGAAAAUGCAAAAUGAGAAUUUUUACUGUUGCUCAGAUGGAUGAUAACAGCAUCCAGAUGAAGAAGGAUUUGGCUACUUUCCUCUAUCAGCUCCGAAUAGAGGCAGAGGUAGAAGUGGUAGAAAUGCACAAUAGUGAUAUCUCAGCAUAUACUUACGAGAGAACUCUUAUGAUGGAGCAGAGAUCUCAGAUGCUGAGGCAAAUGAGGCUGACAAAAACUGAGAGGGAAAGGGAGGCUCAGCUUGUAAAGGACAGACAUUCAAUAGCACGUCUGGAGAGCCUCUACUCAGAUGAGGAAGAUGAGGGAGACCCUGUUCCUGAGAAUAUCCAGAUGACCUGGACAAAAGAGAAAUGUGAUGCUGAGAAGCGGAACCGCGGCAGUGCUGUGGGAAGCUUUAGAGAUCUCAUCAGCAUUAAGCCGAAUCAGUCUAAUGUCCGAAGGAUGCACACAGCAGUGAAGUUAAAUGAAGUCAUUGUAAAUAGAUCCCAUGAUGCCAGACUUGUGCUCCUCAACAUGCCUGGUCCUCCAAAGAAUACUGAUGGAGAUGAAAACUACAUGGAGUUUCUCGAAGUCUUGACUGAGGGUCUGGAGAGGGUACUGCUCGUUAGAGGUGGCGGCCGAGAAGUCAUCACCAUUUACUCCUGAUUUAGAAGCUUCUGACCCUGGUCUACAUUUAUCUUCUUGGCCAUUACGGACAUUCCAGUUUUAAACGGAGAAGAAAAAAAGGUUUUUUGCCUAACUUUCUCCUCAUCCAGUCCUGUUCAUUGUUUUUCCAUUUGCAACAUACAUAUCUUUUGGGAUUGCAGUAUUUGUUACACCAUCCAAUUAGCAACAUAAAUUGUGAAUAAUUAGCAACAUUAUUCAGUUUUCUGCUUUGGUACCCCGGCCGUUGUGCAUGCAGUUUUAACACUAAACCUAUUUUUAGUCAGCACUGCUAUGUGCAGUAUUUUUAGUAACUGUAUGUAAAGUUAGGACAUGAAAGCCAGUUACUGUAAAAAGAUUUAAAAAGCUUUUUAUAUUAGGUUUGGGGGAUAGAAGUGCAUUAUAUAGCAGCUAGUUUCUGCUGAAGUUCAGCUAUGAAGCAUUUUCUAAGAGCACACUAAAAUGUAAGAGAGGACUGAAAAAGCUUUCCUUUUCUGGGUUUAUUUCCAGAACUAAACUCUCAGUAUUGGGUAAGAAUUUAUACUUUUAAUACAUUUAUUGAUAGAGAUUUAAAUAAAUUAUGUUGAUAUAGUUGAAAUUAUGUAUGUAGCUUGCUAUAAGUUUUGUUGCUUCUGAGACUUCAGGUUCUGUGAGGCCAGAUCCCUAUUUAUUUUUGUAUUUAUUUGUCAGAAAUAUUGGAUAUGCAGAUACAGCCUGUUUAGGAGAACAGAGAUCUCACAAUAAAUUCUGAAUCACCAGUGGAUUGAAGGACAAGUCCUGUGCAGUUCUUCCAUGCUUUAAAUUUCUUGCAGACCAUCCAUCAAAAGUACAUUGAGCAUGUUGGAGUCCCGUGUAGAGCCAGGUGCUAUGCUGCACACACAGCGAUGGGAUUGCACUUGCACAAGUACAGGGGACCUGCUGCUUCAUUGUAUGCUUUAUGCCCUUAGAGGGAAAAGAAGAAAGACCUAUAUUAACCAAUAAGUCUCUGGAGAUUUUAUCAAGCCCAUUAAGUUGUACUUUAUGUACAGAACAUUCGUAUUUUUUCAAUAAAAUGUUGCAUACACUUUGAA
Messenger RNA from Hirundo rustica (Barn swallow), 4449 nucleotides. RefSeq names its product solute carrier family 12 member 4 (gene SLC12A4). The transcript is spliced from 24 exons. Gene Ontology annotation, molecular function: potassium:chloride symporter activity. Gene Ontology annotation, cellular component: membrane. The coding region runs from base 68 to 3382 and encodes 1104 amino acids. Gene Ontology annotation, biological process: potassium ion homeostasis; chemical synaptic transmission; chloride ion homeostasis. NCBI's taxonomy places the organism in Eukaryota, Metazoa, Chordata, Aves, Passeriformes, Hirundinidae. The record is from RefSeq and is a predicted model, not a curated record.